This is a messenger RNA of Chenopodium quinoa (quinoa), 1315 nucleotides long. RefSeq names its product protein LURP-one-related 12-like. The transcript has 4 exons. Bases 513 to 1157 code for a protein of 214 amino acids. The record is from RefSeq and is a predicted model, not a curated record. NCBI's taxonomy places the organism in Eukaryota, Viridiplantae, Streptophyta, Magnoliopsida, Caryophyllales, Amaranthaceae.
AUAAAUAAAACAAGUAUUUAUAUUUGAGUCAAUAAGUAUUCAAUCCAAACGUAGUCCAUCUUUAUUGAACCCAAUCAUCUUAUUUUUACUUUUGGGCCACCUACUUCAUCAUUUAAGUCCAUUAUUUUUAUGAAGCCCAAACCUACCAUAACCUACUCUACACUAUAAAUACUCUACUUAUCCCCAAAAUUUUACCACCCAAAAAGGUCAAAUGGUCAAGGUAAGCUAUUUUCUUUUUAUUUUUAUUCUUUCUUUCUUCUUUUCCUUUAUCCUUUUCUUAUUCUUUCUUUUUAUUCUUGCAUUUACGUGGGUUUUGGGUGACAUAAACCCACCCAAAUUUCAGCCUUGUCGCUGCCACUGUUGCCUGCCAACCCACCGCCGGUCUGCCACGCUGUCGCCGCCGGCCAGCAGCCACCCAGCUGGCCGGCCACCACCCACAGUGGAGGCUUGGUUCGAGAAUUGUUGUAGAGUACUCGGUUAUUUUAAGAGCUUAUUUGAGAGAAGAAAAAAGAAUGGAGGAAAAUAAGUCUAAGAAAGAGGUGAUGUUACAAGAAAGGUAUUGUUAUGGAGAAGAUAGAGAGUUUACAAUUCACAAGACUUCAAUGUUUAGCCAAGGAGAUGGGUUCAUAAUGUAUGAUUCGAAAGGCGAUAUCAUUUUUCGAGUUCACUCGUAUGGUCCUAUUAAGCAUCCCCUUCUUCUCAUGGAUCAUUUUGGGAAGCCCCUCUUCACCCUUCUACCUAAGAGGCCAACACUUCAUCAAAGGUGGGAAGGAUUCAUGGGUGAGAAAUUAGGGCAUCAUGAUCAACAACCACCCAUCUUUAGCAUAUGGAAAUCAACAAUGAUCGGACGGUCCAAAUUCAUGGUAGAAGUACACGAUGGAUCUCAUGCAACGUACCAAAUUGAAGGGUGUUUCAGUGAGAGAAGGUGCACCAUAUAUUAUAUGUCCACUUCAUCAGAUCAUGCCACGUGUAGAAUAUUAGUGGCUCAGAUCGAACGAAAAGUGGAGCCCACUAGAAAAAUUUUAUUAGGAAGAGAAGUUUUUAGUCUUAGUAUUAAGGGUGGUUUUGAUGCUGCUUUUGGUAUGGCCUUAGUUUUAGCACUUGAUAGAAUUGAUGGUGAUGACGUUGUUGAGGUUGCACCCAUGGAAUCUCAUUAGUCAUCACUAGGAUUUUUUGUACAUAGGAGGUUAGGAGGGUGAUGGCGGAAUGGUUGUACAAAAUUAACAGUUAUACAUACAUGAAUAGUACAUUUAGCGAUGGAAAUUUUAAUUAUUUUAAGCAAAAGAAAAUGGUAACUUCGGUAUUUUGUUGAUAA